CUUAUCAAUUUUAUUUUAUUUUAAUGAAAACAACACUAAACGAAAGCAAAGUACAAUUUAAUUUUAUUUUAUUUACUUUUGAUACUGCUAAAUAAGUGAGUUUGUGUCUGUGGUAUCUGUCAAAUUUGAGUUUUGAGGUUAGCUUGGCUUGUUAAUUUUAAUGAAAACAACACUAAACGAAAGCAGAGCACAAUUUAAUUUUAUUUUAUUUACUUUUGAUACUGCUCGUUCGUGGCUACAUCACUGAGUGAUUAGAAUUUUAACUUUCUGUUAAUUAAAUAUUUAUUUCAUUAACGAAUUCCCGCUGUUGGAGUUUGUCUGUGUCAGAGGAAGGGCUACUUGUGAGGAUUGGCGAGUACGUACAACGGCAACAACGUAGCGGUUGUCGUGAUGCACGUGACGCACGCGUGUCGCUGCUGCUUGCGGCGUGCUCCGGACAAGGACCUGACGACGCCGUACACACAUCUCGGUAUAACGGAGAUAUAUGCCGACAUGAUCAAAGGGUGCUUUGACAUAAAUCUGGUAGUGGGCGCCUCGGGCUCGUGCGGCAUCUGCUCGGCGUGCGUGGGCCGCCUGCGAGACGCGUGCGCCUUUAAGCUGCAAGUGCAGCGCAGCCAGGCGGAGCUGCAGGCGCGGCUGCAGGGAGAGAGCAUGGAAGAGGAACAAUCUGCAGUCAGGUCAGAAUAUCCAGAAAUGCAGGAUGCAGACGGGACCAGUGAGCCUGCAUCAGGUGAAGAGCCCCUGGUCAAGCUAGAGACGCUAGAUGCAUGGAUGGAUGGGACACCUGAUGAGAUAUUGCAUUACAUGCUCCGGUUAAACAUGGCGGCCGGAGACGGGGCGAGAGACGAGGAUGAACCGUUGUUGGUGGAGGAGCGGGCAGUCAAGCCGGAGCUGUCGGACGAGGCGAGUGACGAGGACUGCAUGUCGGUGCCCGACGCCCGCGCCAGGGAACAGCUCGCCAUGACUUGUUCCGUGGUGCUCGAGCGCCUCCGCGACGACGCGACUGUUCACAGUGAAAGCAAACACAUACAAAAUACUCACUCAUCUAGUGGACCUAAAGAAUUUGCUUGUGAUUUUUGUAGUUCUACAUUCCAAACUGAAUCGCUUGUGUUAGAGCACGAGAAAAUCGAACAUGGUAUAACAGAUUUCAUGUGUGCCGAAUGUGAGUAUACAACGACUAACAAGAAAAGUUUGCACGCUCAUUUAAAAACUCACACUGUAGACAAGCCUCUUAAUUGCACUCCCUGUAGUUAUAAAAGUCCGUUUAAAAGUGAUUUACACAAACGCCUUGCGAUACACACUGGUGACCAGAAGACACAGAAGAGGACAUACAACACAGCGAAGCCUUUUCAUAAAUGUAGUUACUGCGGUUACAAAUCUCGUCACAAAGGUCACCUACAAUAUCACAUAAGAACACACACUGGCGAGAAGCCUUACACUUGUAACAACUGUGAUUACAAAUGCAGUCGCAAAUCAAACUUACAAUUACACCAGAUGAUACACACUGGGGCGAAGCCAUUUGAAUGUUGCCACUGUGAUUACAAAUGCCGUGAUAAAUCAAACCUACAACGUCACCUACAACGUCACACAACAAAACACACUGCCAAGAAGGCUUAUGCAUGUAACAACUGUGAUUACAAAUGCAAUAGCAAAUCAAGCUUACAAUUACACCAGAUGAUACACACUGGGGCGAAGCCAUUUAAAUGUAGCGAGUGCGACUACAGCUGCAGGAGUAAAGUAUACUUGCUAGCACACCAGAGGAUACACACUGGAGAGAAGCCGUACACAUGUAGUCAUUGCGAAUUCAAGUGCAGCCAAAGGACAACCUUACGAAAUCACGAAACGAUACAUACUGGCGAGAAGCGUUUUCAGUGUAGCCACUGUGAUUACAAAUGCAGACAGAAAUCAGACUUAAAAAAAACUGCAAACACUGGGACGGAGCUAUUUAGAUGUAGCGAGUAAAGUAAACUUGCUAGCACACCAGAGGAUACACACUGGAGAGAAGCGGUUUCAGUGUAGCGACUGUGAUUACAAAUGCAGUCUGAAAUCAAAUUUAAAAAGACACCAGAUGAUACACACUGGGGCAAAGCCAUUUAAAUGUAGCAACUGCGAGUACAGUUGCAGGCAGAACAAAGAAUUGCUUAAACAUCAGAAGAGGAAGUGCUAUUAAGUGUGGAAUAAGACAUCGUCACAGAAUAAAUGAUAGUACUAGGUACAUAAGGUUCACUCUCUGACAAAAAGCGUCUAUUACGAUUACGACAGAUUCAUUGUCGCCACUGUGAUUACAAAUGCGGUCGGAAAUCAUAUUCGACAAGACACCAGAAGAUACACACUGGAGAAAAACCUCAUUAAUGUAGUCAUUGUGACUACACGUGCAGAACUAUUUCUAUGUUACAAAUAUACGAAAAGAGUAUCUUUUCCUUUUACCUUAUUAGCCUUUUCUUGGUAGCCACUGCUACUUGAAAAGUCGAUGUAAGUAAACGGGCUGUGCAGAAACACCUCGGACCAAAGCAUUUCGGUGAAAAACCCUAGAGUAGUUCCGAUAGUGAUCGGGAAGUCGCUAAAGUAAGGACGAAGAAUUUUAUAUAACCCACCUGUUCCCACAGGCGUUUGCUACUAGCUAGCUAGCAGUAGCUAGCUACUGCUAGCGAUUGUAGGUAAAAUCCGCCGCACGCGUCCGCUUCAGUUAGCGUUGCUCCAUACUAUUUUUCGUUAGCCGGCUCCGUGUACCCGUCCCGCGCCAACUAGCGGAUGCUAUACUUAUCUCUAUCACCCGCUCGUAAUAGGGCAUUCUUCUGCUAGUCAAAUCAGUUUCUUUUUUAGAACUGUCAAAACGAUUUGCUAAUAUGGAAUUUAUAUGAAACAUUACGUCACGGUCAACUUACCUACUUUUUAUAUUUCUAUCCGAUUUAUUAAAUAAACUUGUGUUUAUAAAUUACUGCUAUAUAUGUUUUUCUAAUAAUUAUCUGGUGCUUUAUUUCAUGCAUGGUGUGAAAUAAUUUACUUUACAGUACAUAUGGGGCUACUUUACCGCACUUUACUUUACUUUGCCUUUUUGUAAUUAAAAAAAAACGUUUCACGUUAAAUUGAAAGGGCCAGCCAUAUGUACUGUAAAACGUUGUAUGAUACAUGUGCGAAUAGGUAAUUCGCAACUCGUGUCGAUUUAAAACACUCUCUUCGGUUUUACGACGCUAAUUUAUUACCACUCGUUUCGAAUUUCCUACUUUUCGCACUUGUAACGUAAUGUACAAUUAAAUACAGUCUAAUUUGUUAUAUUGCUGUCUCGCCUGUGUGCCGGCGGUCAAUCUCACUGUGCGAGAAGGAAACCAAUAUAAUUAUGUGCGUGAGAUAGAGAUAGGAAAUGACGGGUAGAUAACGUUCAUGUUCAUACUUUAUUUACCUAAGAGCAUUUGUCAUAGACAUAGUAUAUACAAUGUACACUGUGUUUCAAUACUUUCAAACAACGUUUCACAGUUUAUUUUGUAACAUGAUUGUAUUUUCAUUGUGUGUCACAAUAUUGCCAGUACAGAAAUAACCGAUUACGCUCAACACAAAGAAACGUGAAAAUUGAGUUACAUUUUAUUCAAUUAUACGCGGAGAAGGGUGAAGGAAGGCUAGAAUUAUGCAACAUCGUAUACAAAAAAAUUCAGCUCUCUAGCAUUAUCCAAGGCGAGGGUUCGAAAAUACUACGAAACGUGCCGAAAAAAGAUAUGCACUGCCUUUUACCCUCUGUCUCGUCUUGGCGGGGGCACGGCCGUGCCCCCAGAUGAAUGAAUAAUAAAUAAAUAUUAGU
Molecule: messenger RNA, 3793 nt
Organism: Cydia strobilella
Lineage: Eukaryota; Metazoa; Arthropoda; Insecta; Lepidoptera; Tortricidae
Product: gastrula zinc finger protein XlCGF57.1-like
Exons: 7
Coding region: 391-1962 (523 amino acids)
Biological process (GO): regulation of transcription by RNA polymerase II
Cellular component (GO): chromosome; nucleus
Molecular function (GO): zinc ion binding; chromatin insulator sequence binding
Source: RefSeq, a predicted model, not a curated record